This is a messenger RNA of Closterium sp. Naga37s-1, 633 nucleotides long. NCBI's taxonomy places the organism in Eukaryota, Viridiplantae, Streptophyta, Zygnematophyceae, Desmidiales, Closteriaceae. The record is from the annotation of a GenBank genome assembly.
AUGGUUGGUGGCUCGGCGGGAGACCCAGGAGGGGCGGACUGGAUUCCUGCUCUGGGGGAGCCUGUGUAUGUGAGGAGGUUCGGCACCAGCAUGCGUGGUACGGUGGUGGCAGUGGGUGGUGGUUCGGGAGAAGGCUUGGCAGAAGCAGCCGCUGCUCGGUCUGUGACGGUUCAACUGGGGAAUCUGCGAUUGCAAGUGCAGAGAGCAGACCUCCUUCCCGCCGCCGAUGGCAGUGGUGAUGGUAGGACUGAUGGAGAGGCAGGAAGGAGGGGGCCCACAGGAGGGCUGUUUGGCAGCGAAUGGGAGCAAGAGGAUGACAGUAACAAUAGCAGCAGCACGAAUAGUACUAGGGGAUUGAAGCGUGGUGGUCAGUUCCCCUCCCCGUCCUCCGCCUCUUCCACUCCUCUGCCAGCAGUGAGGGAGGCAGCAGUGCAGACAGCACGAAACACAGUGGAUGUGAGGGGGCGGAGUGCAGAGGAUGCAUUAGCAGCGGUGGACCUAGCAGUGCAGUCCACCCCGGCUGGUGCUGUGCUCUUCAUUGUGCAUGGGCUUGGCACGGGACUGGAAGAGUUGCUGACUAUUAGCUACCUACAACUGUCUUUCCUACUCACUAAACGUCCCUCCUACCAGUAA